AUGCCAUCAAAUCCAGCUGAUCAAUAUCAUAAAUUAUUAUCACAAGAACAAAACGUAGAUGAUAAAUAUGUUAUUAUUGAUUCAAAAUGGUUUGAACAUUGGAAACGUUCUACUGGUAUUGAUUCACAAGCAGAUAAAAAUGCUACACCAGGCCCAAUUGAUUUUUCAAAUCUAAUUGAUCCAACUACAGCUGAUCAUCCAGAUGGUGUACAACUUCGUCCGGAUGCUGUUGAAGGUAAUGAUUAUACAUUUAUACCCUUUGAGCUUUAUCAAAUUCUUGUCCAACAAUAUAAAAAAAUUGGUCCAGAAUUAAUACGUAAAGUAAUACAAUCAGGCGAUUUUCAAACUGUUAUUGAAGCUUAUCUUGUACCAUUACGUGUACGUAAAUCCCGACAAAGUCCAUCAACAACUAAACAAAUCUAUCGUAGUCGUCGAACGAAAUUAGAAGAUUUAAAAAAUGAUAUAUGUAAAAUGUUUUCAUUAACAUCGGAUUCAAAUUAUCGUUUAUAUACAUCAACAGAUGAAUAUGGUGAUAAUUGGGAAGCAAUUGAUGCACGAGCAAGUACAAUACUUGCUGAUAUUGAAUUAUCAAAGAAUGCUAUUAUAACAUAUGAACCCAUGACAUUAACACGAAAUAAUUCCUCACCUGUACCAGCAGGUACAUUUUAUACACCUGGUUUAUGUGGUCUAUCAAAUUUAGGUAAUACAUGUUUUAUGAAUUCAGCAUUACAAUGUAUAUCAAAUGUACCAGCAUUAACCGAUUAUUUUCUUCGUCGAGAAUAUUUACAACAUAUUAAUCGAGACAAUCCAUUAGGUAUGAAGGGUGAUGUUGCACAAGCUUAUGGAGAUUUAAUAACAAAUAUGUGGUCUGGUAAAAUAAAUUAUUAUGCACCAAAAUCUUUAAAACAAAAUGUUGCACGAUAUGCACCACAAUUUAGUGGUUAUUCACAACAAGAUUCACAAGAAUUUAUGUCAUUUUUACUUGAUGGUUUACAUGAAGAUUUAAAUCUUAUUAAACAAAAACCUUACAUGGAAAAAAAAGAUGAUGAUGGAAUUGCUGAAGAUGCAAAAUUAGCUUCUGAAUAUUGGGAUUAUUAUCGUAAACGUAAUCAAUCAAAAAUUCAUGAUAUAUUUCAUGGACAAAUCAAAUCAGUUGUACAAUGUCUUGAAUGUAAAACAUUAGGACGUACAUUUGAUCCAAUUUGUUUUCUUAGUUUACCAUUACCAAACAAGAAGAAAAUUCGAAUAUUUAAAAUAGAAUAUAUACGUUUAAAUGGACAAAUUCAAUAUUAUUAUAUAAAAUCAAAUGAACGUGGACGUAUGCAUAAUUUAUUAAAAGAUUUUUGUGAACGUUUUCAACCAAAACAAAAAAAUGAUACACAUGAACCAAUGGAUGCUGAAGAUGAAUCAUCAUCAUCAAAUACAAUUAAUUCAAAUAAUCAAGAUGAUGAACAAGAAGAAGAUUUAACAUUAGCACCAGAUUAUGAUGGACAUCAACCUAAACCAGAAUUAAUUCUACCUGUUGAAGUUUAUAAUCAUCGUAUACAUUUACAAUAUAGUGAUGAUGCAUUAUUAACAAAUAUACUUGAACGUGAUCAAAUCGUUUUUUAUGAAGUACCAGUUUCAUUAAAAAAAGAAAAUAAUGAAACUAUUCUUAUGCCAUGUUUAUUUCGUACAGCAGAUAAUUUACAUCAAAAUUUUGGUUUACCAAUUUAUUUAAAUAUUCCAAGACAUAAAUGUACAGGAAAACAUAUUCAAGAUGCAUUACAGAGCUCAAUUGGAAAUUUUCUCUCAUUAUCAUCAUCUCUACCAUCGGACAAAUCUCCUUAUACUGCUUCAUGUGUAUUCAAUCAAAAUUAUACUCAAACAACUAAAACAUUAUCAUCAUGUCUUGAUGAACAUAUUGAUUUUAAUCGUACAAAUACAACUCUUGUUGUCGAUGUUUCACCUUCAGUUGUUGAAAAAUAUGAACAAGACGAAAAAAAACGUAUAGAUAAAGACCGUCAACCAUCAUCAUCAACAAAUAAUAGUGGUGUACAAACACGUAGUCAACAUAAACAAUCAACAACAUCAUUAUUAGAUUGUUUUAAAUAUUUUACAACAAAAGAAACUUUAUCGGAUAACGAUCAAUGGUAUUGUCCAAAAUGUAAACAAUUAAAAAAUGCAUCAAAAAAAAUUGAUUUAUGGUUAUUACCAAAAAUUUUAAUUGUUCAAUUGAAACGUUUUAAUUAUACACGUCAUUAUCGUGAUAAAAUUGAUUUAUUCAUUGAUUGUCCUAUAUAUGAUUUAGAUUUAUCAAAUUUUGUUCUUAAUCCAGCAGAAAAAGCUAAUGCAAAAUAUGAUCUUAUUGCAGUUAGUAAUCAUAUGGGUGGUUUAGGUGGUGGACAUUAUACAGCACAUGCAAAAAAUACUCAUGAUCAAAAAUGGCAUACAUUUGAUGAUUCAUGUGUAACAGAUAUCGAUGAAAAUAAUGUUAUUAGUAAAUCCGCUUAUGUACUUAUUUAUCAACAACAACAACAAUCGCAAUCACAAUCACAACAACAAUCACAAUCCUUACAACAACCAGCAAAAGAAUCACCGCGAAAACCCAGUGCACGAGCGACUAAAACAUCUACUUAA
Adineta steineri is the source of this 2619-nucleotide messenger RNA. The record is from the annotation of a GenBank genome assembly. Lineage: Eukaryota; Metazoa; Rotifera; Eurotatoria; Adinetida; Adinetidae.